This is a messenger RNA of Oncorhynchus kisutch (coho salmon), 6554 nucleotides long. RefSeq names its product protein sel-1 homolog 3. Gene Ontology annotation, molecular function: protein binding. The transcript is spliced from 24 exons. Bases 174 to 3623 code for a protein of 1149 amino acids. NCBI's taxonomy places the organism in Eukaryota, Metazoa, Chordata, Actinopteri, Salmoniformes, Salmonidae. The record is from RefSeq and is a predicted model, not a curated record.
AUCACGGAAAUGGGGAAUAACGAGGCAACGCAACAGAAAGCCGUAUUUGGAUUAAUAACAUUGAAUUUAUCACAUUAAUACAACUAUAACCACGAUUUGAACAUUAAAUAACAUUCGAUAUAGUCCUAAAAAAAUCGGGAAGACAGAAUUCAAGGAUUGUAUGAAAUUUGAAAAUGAAAGUUUUUGAAAGUUUUAACCUUUGUGGACAUGCUGUCACCGUUGUAAUUAUUUUGUCGCUGGCACUAUGUGAGUCUUCAUCCCACAUCAUGCCUACCUCCUCAUCCCCAGCUGGAGAGAGCUCAGUGCUGCAUGGUGAUUCCAUACAGUUUGACUUGGUCCCAGACAUAGUGAUGCAUGGCUCAGUGGUCCAAGUUAGUUACCAGUGCUCCAGGGCCUGUGAGGUGGGAGUGGAGGUGGUGGUCUCCACACAGACCAAGACAGGAGUGGCUGUCUUCAGGAGGAGAUGGACCAACCACAGACGCCUCCAUGUCCCCAGGACUCAUCCAGUGAAGCUUUGGUUCCCUCCAGACAUGGCCUACAGAAAGGACCUCUUCAUGAGGCACACAUUGGACGUCCAUAAUGUGAUGGUUCGAGCCUGGUUGGACCACCUUGAGCAAGGCAAAGGAGACAAAGGCCAUGUGAAUAGGACCAGCACAUACAAUGGGUCCCUGGUGAGGACGUUCAAAGUGCUUCAGGCAGUACUUCCAUCUGAGCGUCCAGCUAGACUUUAUCCUGGGUGCCCCUCCUGGAUGGCUGAUCUUAUGUGGCAGCUGACCAGAGACAGAAUCCGCCAGUGCCCACAUGAGUCAGACACUGUGGAUAUAUUGACAUUUCCAAUGGUUAGCACUGGAAAGAGUUUUGGAGUGAUUCGCAAGAUCCACCCUUUCAUCAACAGAGAUCUUGAGAGAGAUCGUGUCCUCACUGUGGAGCAGCCCAGUAUCACAGUGUCUAUAUGGGUCUUUCUGGUGCAGUGGUGUGACAAGAAACUGUGUGGAAUCAUCCAUCAUGUUGAUCAGAACAGCAAAUACGACACUCCUCUGAUGCAGCUCACUAACACAGGAGAUAUCAUAAUUCAGGUUCGUGUGGUGUCUGGGGGAGAUAAGGCAUUCAGAGCCCACACAGCUCUGCCUCUCUGGACCUGGAUCAGACUAGACUGCUUCAUACAAGGCUCUAAGGUGACACUGCAAGUUAAACCUGAAAUGACAUCGGGAGGAAUGGUGGGGAACACACACAUAUUUGACUUUCAGAGUGACAUCCAUUACAAUGACACUGGUGGAUACUUUGUGAUUGGAGGGGGCAGGUUCAUGCCAGGUUUCCAUGGCUAUUUUGGACCAAUCAAAUACUAUCGUUUGGGCACAGAAAAGGUGAUCAACUUCCUUUCCCCUGCCAAGACAUUAGAGGGCCUGGAAAAGACUCACAGAGAGUGUGAUGUUAUCAGAGAAGUCACUGCAGCCUUUCUUCAGGCUGUGACACACAACCAGGAAGUCUUUAUGACAGGUUUAUGUCACUCUCACUACAUCAGUUUAUGGAGAAGGUUUGGACAGAAUACAUGUAGGCAGACAUGGACCUGGGAGGCACAGAAGAAGCACCGUGUACUUUUCACCUUCUUAGAGACCCAGCUAAAGGACUUCACCACAGGAACUAAGAACAGGAGAACACCCCUUUACCUUGGAAGCAGAUUGUUUGAGCAUGUAGUGAAUAGACUGUCCAAUAGAGGAAGCAACCAGAUGGACUCCACCACCACCACCUCCUCCCUGAUAGCCCUGCUGCAGAUGUCCUCCUGCUAUGGCUACCACCACUCCUCCUUGCUGCUCUCCACCAUCCACCUGGCUGGCCUGGGGGCCCCUGUGGACCAACAGCAGGGUCAUGUCUACAGUCUGAUUGGUGCACUGGGAGACAACCGUUUAGCCCUCAUGCAUUUGGGCUACAAACACACACAAGGAAUUGACGGGUUCCCCAAAGACUUUGACAUGGCGUACAGUUACUACUCCAAUGUUGGGGCACAGACCAGUAUUGACCAAGACCGGGUACUGGGGAAUCAGCAAUAUAUCACGGAGCACAUUCUUAUAAGCAACGAGGACCACCUGAACAGCCUAACUCAUGAGACAGGUGACACCUUUCAGUAUAUCAAACUUCAAGCUGACAGAGGAGACGUUGAAUCACAGAAACAUCUAGCAAAGCUUCUAUUCUGGGGUCAAAAUGGUGUCUCUAAGGACGUUGGGAGUGCAGUUAAGUGGUAUGCUAAGAGUGCCAUGGAGCUGGAGGAUCCUGCAGCCAUGUAUGAGUACUCUAUCUUAUUAUUUAAGGGACAGGGGGUGAAGAGGAACAUGACUCUGGGUCUUCAGAUAUUGGAGAAAGCUGCAGCCAAGGGUUCAGUCCAAGCCUUGAAUGGGCUGGGAUGGUAUUACAGCACCAUACUGAGAGACUACAAGACUGCCUACAAGUACUUUGAACAGGCUGCCCACAAUGGCAGUCAUGACGGCAUGUUUAACCUGGGUGUGUAUUACUUAAAUGGGAAGAACCCACACAACCCAGAAAAGAAUGAGACUGCUGCGUUUCAUCUCUUCCUAAACUCCUCCCUCUAUGGUCACGUGGACGGGGCGGUGCAGGCGGCCUGGUACCUGUCCACAGGAAACCUGGAGGGGGUCUCCCGGGACACAGAGAGGGCUGUGAUCAUGCUGAAACAGAUCUGUGAGCAGAAUGGUUACCUGGGAUACAUCGUAAGAGAGGCUCUUCAAUCCUACCUCCAGGGCUUCUGGGGCGAGGCUCUGGUCAGGUAUGCCCUUGCCGCUGAAACAGGUUUGGGAGUGGCCCAGAAUAAUGUUGCCUACCUAUGUGAGGAGUUGAAGCAGAGCUAUGAUUGUCAAUGGAGGUAUUAUAACCAUUCCACAAUGAACUAUGCCCCACAUGAUUCUGGUUUGCUGAAGAUGGGCGACUACUACUACUCAAGCAGCAGGCUAGGAGCUGUUGAUCAGGCUAUAUCACUGUACAGCAGAGCAGCCCUUGCAGGCAGUUCUCAGGGAAUAUAUAAGUUGGUGGUUUUGGCAGAAGAGGGACAUGAUGUCCCAUUGAUCAUCAGAGACAGAUUAAACAUAUCAAUUCAUGAUGGGCUAGACAUUGUGGUGGAGAGACUCUUACAAAGAUGUGUAGAGUUGGAUGAAGAUGAGGAUCUGACACCAUGUACUUUAGCUCUACUCAGGGUCCGCAUGGGAAAAUCCUGGAGAAAAAUGACUCAAGACCCUAUACAGCUGUCACUGGUUUAUAUAUCUGUCGUUACUCUCAUCAUUGCUCUGAUUACUGUGCUAAUCCAAAGUGCUCUGGAGUGUCUCCAAGUGCACAUCCCAGCUAGACAACGUAGGCAUACCACUGACCGUGCAGUAGAUGACAGGACAGGGACAUCCCCUGUCAAUCAAGCAGAAGUCAAUGGGAAUGGACAGCAGGACCCGAAUGACCCCAUCAGGAGAGAAGACAGAAUGUCCAGAACUGUUAGAAUGGCCCAGGGUCUAUGGUCCAUUCUACUGAGGGAUGGACAGAGAAUGCAGCAGACAGUUGACCUGGCUGUUACUGUGUCUGGGGUGUGUCUCUGUGUCCUCUGCACAUUGAUCCUCCAUCAUCUGCUCUGAUAGUUGUCUUACAGGAAAUGCCUGAGACAGAAGAUAACAUAUAAAGGAAUGUAUAUGCUUUAUGUUGGGAAGCAAGCCUGUAAAUAUGAUAAAACUGCAUUUUCUGAGAUAUCUGACUAAUUUUAACUGACAAGUGGGAGUGAACAGACUCAUAUGACUGAUACAGAUGUAGGAUCUUAAUUUGAUCACUCUUUUGUUGCUGAUAAGUUUUCUGUACAGGAGGAAAUGCAGAUGAACUUUGUGAUUUGCAUAAAUUCACUGAAAACUCACAUUUACAAACAGUUACAUUAACAGUAUUGCACUUUUCAUGUAGCCUACUUUUGGCCAGCUAAUAGCCUAACCGCUGAGCAACAUUGUGGACUAAAUGUUCAAAACCUGUUGCUGCAGGAUUAUUUUUCUGUGACAAUAUAGGGCAAAUGAAGAUCUUACAUCUGUAGGUGUAUGAGUCUGCUAUCUGGUUGUUUUGUUUCAGCCACAUGGUGCUGAAUCACACGUUUUUUUUCUGGGGCUCCUAAACGUCUGUCUGUUUGGGGCCGGUACGUUAGGUUAGUCCAAGGCCGAUCAGAACGACUAGUUUCUGCUGGUUAACUUAUUACAGUUUUUGUCUGAACAGUUGUCCAGAAUCUGCUUGAUUUAUUGGUAAGGGUUAUGAAUCAUACGUACAGUUAAAGUCUGAAGUUUACAUACACCUUAGCCAAAUACAUUUAAACUCAGUUUUUCACAAUUCCUGACAUUUAAUCCUAGUAAAAAUGUCCUGUCUUAGGUCAGUUAGGAUCACCACUUUAUUUUAAGAAUGUGAAAUGUCAGAAUAAUAGUAGAGAUAAUAAUUUAUUUCAGCUUUUAUUUCUUUCAUCACAUUCCCAGUGGGUCAGAAGUUUAAAUACACUCAAUUAGUAUUUGGUAGCAUUACCUUUAAAUUGUUUAACUUGGGUGAAACAUUUCGGGUAGACAUUUCGGGCAAACUUCCACAAACUUCCACAAUAAUUUGGGCCCAUUCCUCUUGACAGAGCUGGUUUAACUGAGUCAGGUUUGUAGGCCUCCUUGCUCGCACACGCUUUUUCAGUUCUGCCCACAAUUCUUUUUAUGGGAUUGAGGUCAGGGCUUUGUGAUGGCCACUCCAAUACCUUGACUUUGUCGUCCUUAAUCCAUUUUGCCACAACUUUGCUUGGGGUCAUUGUCCAUUUAGAAGACCCAUUUGCGACCAAGCUCUAACUUCCUGACUGAUGUCUUGAGAUGUUGCUUCAAUAUAUCCACAUAAUUUUCCUAUCUCAUGAGCUAUCUAUUUUGUGAAGUGCACCAGUCCCUCCUGCAGCAAAGUACCCCCACAACAUGAUACUGCCACCCUCGGGCUUCACAGUUGGGAGGGUGUUCUUCGGCUUGCAAGCGUCCACCUUUUUCCUCCAAACAUAACGAUGGUCAUUAUGGCCAAACAGUUCUAUUUUUGUUUAAUCGGACCAGAGGACAUUUCUCCAAAAAGUACUAUCUUUGUCCCCAUGUGCAGUUGCAAAGCGUAGUCUUGUCUUUUUUAUGGUGGUUUUGGAACAGUGGCUUCUUCCUUGCUGAGCUACCUUUCAGGUUAUGUCAAUAUAGGACUCGUUUCACUGUGGAUAUAGAUACUUUUGUACCUGUUCCCUCCAGCAACUUCACAAGGUCCUUUGCUGUUGUUCUGGGAUUGAUUUGCACUUUUCUCACCAAAGUACGUUCAUCUUUAGGAGACAGAACACGUCUCCUUCCUUGCUCCCAAGGAUGAACCAGACUUGUGGAGGUCUACAAUUUUUUUCUGAUGAUUUCUUUUGAUUUUCCCAUGAUGUCAAAUAGUCACUGAGUUUGAAGGUAGGCCUUGAAAUACAUCCACAGGUACAUCUCCAAUUGACUCAAAUGAUGUCAAUUAGCCUUCCAGAAUCUUUUAAAGCCAUGACAUAAUUUUCUGGAAUUUUCCAAGCUGUUUAAAGGCACAGUCAACUUAGUGUAUGUAACUUCUGACCCACUGGAAUUGUGAUACAGUGAACUAUAAAUUAAAUAAUCUGUCUGUAAACAAUUAUUGGAAAAAUUACUUGCCAAAACUAUAGUUUGUUAACAAGAAAUGUGUGGAGUGGUUGAAAAACUAGUUUUAAUGACUCCAACCUAAGUGUAUGUAAACUUCCGGCUUCAACUGUAACUAUGAUGGGUUACCCAGAGUAAAUAUGGUGGGUCCGCAAGAGUAUGUGCAGUGUGUGCAGCAUUCCUAGACCCUUGCCCAGGGUUUAAGUCAGAAUUUUAUUCAUGCAAUGAACUGUCUGUUCUCAGUAUGUGGGUCAAUGAGUGAGAUAUGAUUGUAUUAAUGAACUGUCUGUUCUCAGUAUGUGGGUCAAUGAGUGAGAUAUGAUUGUAUUCUGUGAAACACACUAAGCCCCGUCUUCAUGUAGAUACAGUACUUCAGAUAAGGAUUUCGUAUUAUGGGGAUGGUAGAACUGUUACUCUGUAUCUGAGUUAUGGAUUUCAUAAUAGGUUGGGGAACUUCGAGGAGCUAAACAGCAGCUUUCUAGUAUUUGCUUGAUCAGCUGUUAUUUACAGCAUAAACUGCAACUGUUGUAGGGCUCUCUCUUUCUCUCUCAUUAAUAUGCAGUUAUUUAAUCAUUAUAUGACGAUUGAUAUUACCUUGAAUCUUGGCAACAACAAACACUGUGGCCAAAUGUAAUAAAUGUGACAGUUUAACUGCUGUCACGUUGUACUUUGUAAUACUGUUCUGUUUAGUCAAACUCAUUUAAUAGAAAUGUUUCCCAAGGGCAACCUUUAUAAUCAUUUAUGGGUUGGUUUUUUUCAUGGAGACUUUUUGACUUUGUCAACAUCCAGGACAUACAGAGAUUGAGUUGAUGCGUGGUCUCAGCCAUGCAUUAUACCAUAGUCUAUAAACUGUCCUUUCAGAAAAUAAAGACCAACAUUUAUUUGAAA